Molecule: messenger RNA, 888 nt
Organism: Vigna umbellata (rice bean)
Lineage: Eukaryota; Viridiplantae; Streptophyta; Magnoliopsida; Fabales; Fabaceae
Cellular component (GO): membrane
Source: RefSeq, a predicted model, not a curated record
AUGGGAUACAAUAUGAACUGGGAUUUCAUCUGGGUGCUGCCUCUCACGUUGUCCUGCUGCUCCUUGGUGCACAGCUUGGGCAACACUCCUGCAAGUGAAUCAUUGAAUUCCUUGGUUCAAGAUUUUGCUUUCAGAUCACUGGUCAAGCACAGGCCUCAAACAGGUGCUCUGUAUGAUGCUCUUCUUCCAAGGAACCUGUCUGGUAUGGAUAUUUCAAUAGUACGUCUUAGAAGCAGAAGGCUCUGGAACAAAGGUGCCAACUUUAGCUACUUUCGGAUCCCACCAAGAACCGUGUCCAUUCCCCAUGUCAAGAGGUUGGCUAUUGUGUACCAAAACCUGGGCAACUGGUCAACCCUCUACUACAAUUUGCCAGGUUACUCACUCAUCUCUUCUGUUGUUGGUUUUCUGGUUUUCGAUGCCUCAAAUGUAACGGAUACAAGUGAAAGAAACCUCACUCUCAACACAAUGGGUCAGCCUAUUUCUAUUCAAUUUCCUAACAUCACACUUAUGGGUAGGGGUCACAUCAACUCAAGGGUGAGAUGUGUAGCUUUCAAUGCCAAUGGUACAUUUCAACUUACUCAGAUGAGUGCCCCUGGAGUGUGUUACUCAAGAGACCAGGGUCACUUUUCGGUAGUACUCCCACUGGAGAAGAAGAGGGGAAGAUGGUAUCUGUGGGUGAUUGGCUUUGUAGUUGGAUUUUUUAGUUUGAUUAUAGUUGGCUAUGCGGGGUUUUCUUCCAUGAGACUUCUCAAGACCAAGAGGAUUCAAGCAAUGGAAAAACAAGCCAAUGAGGAUCAGGUUCUUCAAAGUAGAUGGGUUGGCAAUAGUAAAAUGCCCUCAGCAGCAGUGACAAGAACUCAGCCAGUUCUUGAGUGCGGCGUUCUUUAG